AGCAUCCGACACCACUUGAGUUUCCGUACAAUAGAAUUUGUUUCCCUACAAAAGGUUACCACCAUUCAUUAUAAACCCCAUCAAUGGCUGCCAAGCCUCAAACUUCCGACCAAGAUGUCAAAACCGCCGUGCCGGAGAGAUACAAACACCCAGUUUUCCGGGGAGUUCGAAAGCGGACUUGGGGAAAAUGGGUGUCGGAAAUCCGUCAACCGCGAAAGAAGACCCGCAUUUGGCUCGGAACCUUUUCCACCCCGGAGAUGGCCGCUAGAGCUCAUGAUGCAGCCGCCUUAUCGAUCAAAGGUCCUUCCGCUAUUCUUAAUUUCCCCGAACUCAAAGACUCAUUACCUCGUCCUGUUUCUCUCUCUCCUCGUCACGUCCAAGAAGCGGCUGCAAAAGCAGCCGCUAUGUUCAAGUUUAGCGAACCUCCAACGUCGCCAUUACAACAACCGUUGGCUGAUUCCACUCAAGUGGAAAAACUCGAUGAGAUCAUCGAGUUACCAAGUUUAAAAGGGUGUUUGGACUCACCAUACGAGUUGGACGGGUUUGACUCGGUGGACCGGUGGGUGUAUCCGUCGUGGUCGGUGGCCGACAUGGAUGGUUUUCUUGAUUAUAUUUCCGAUCAGGUGACGGAGAACAAUGGCAGUAUGUUCAUGUGGGAUUGUUAGUGGCUGUUGUACUUGAAGAUAUAGUUACAAUAUACACUUUUUUAAACGUACUGUCAAAUAUAUACAUAUAUUUUUACUUUAUUUUGUUUAUUGUUCAUAUUUAUUUUUUCCGCAUGUUGUAUAUAACUUGUUAUACAUAAAUAAGUGGUCUGUAUAUUUUUUGACGUUUAAUAAUUGAUUUUUGUAAUAUUAUUAAUGUGUAAUGUAAUAGCAUGUUUAGCUAUA
Helianthus annuus (common sunflower) is the source of this 890-nucleotide messenger RNA. Its product is annotated as ethylene-responsive transcription factor TINY. Lineage: Eukaryota; Viridiplantae; Streptophyta; Magnoliopsida; Asterales; Asteraceae. Bases 84 to 665 code for a protein of 193 amino acids. The transcript has 2 exons. Gene Ontology annotation, biological process: regulation of DNA-templated transcription. The record is from RefSeq and is a predicted model, not a curated record. Gene Ontology annotation, molecular function: DNA-binding transcription factor activity; DNA binding.